GAUCUGUACAAGGACGUCAUGAUGGAGGAUCACCGGCCCCUCACAUCACCAGUUAAAGAAGAGAUGAGAACACCGGAGAUAUGUCCCAAUCCUCUUCUUCCACAGGAUGGUUCAGAAGAACAUCACAAUGUCCCACAGUAUGAUCAGCUUGUGAUUCCGGGUGAAGAUCUGAACAUUAUAUAUGUUACAGAGAAAUAUGUGAGGGGUGAUGAGCAGAGUACAGAGGACAUUCCUACAGAUAACCGCCCAGAGGACUGUACCAGGAACUUAGAGAAACAUCUGGUAUCUUCAGAUUUUGAAGUAGAUGAUUGUGGUAUCACACGAGAUACAUUUGAAGAGCAUGCCAAUAUGCAAGAUAUUCCCUCAUCCAAUCACAGCAACAACGCAUCAUUUGAUUCUUUUAAACAGGUCCGAUCUUCUGAUUCAUCACCGACUGUAACACAGAAUAAAAGUCACAGAAGAGGUGCUAAACAUCAAACAGCUCAUGUAAGAGGAAAGACAUUUUCAUGUUCAGAAUGUGAAAAAUGUUUUAGAUUUAAAUCAGCUCUUGUAGUACAUCAGAGAAUUCACACAGGGGAGAAGCCAUUUUCAUGUUCAGAAUGUAGUAAAUGUUUUAAUCAGAAAUCAGAACUUGUUAGACAUCAGAGAGUUCACACAGGAGAGAGGCCAUUUUCAUGUUCAGAAUGUGAGAAAUGUUUUAAGAAUAAAUCAGCUCUUACUAUACAUCAGAGAAUUCACACAGGGGAGAAGCCAUUUUCAUGUUUAGAAUGUGGGAAAUGUUUUAAUCAGAUAUCAUGUUUUUCUGGACAUCGGAGAAUUCACACAGGGGAGAAGCCAUUUCCAUGUUCAGAAUGUGGGAAAUGUUUUAAGGAUAAAUCAGGUCUUGUUUGUCAUCAGAGAUUUCACACAGGGGAGAAGCCAUCUUCAUGUUCAGAAUGUGAGAAAUGUUUUGACAAUAAAUCAUCUCUAUUUAAACAUCAGAGAAUUCACACAGGAGAGACGGCAUUUUCAUGUUCAGAAUGUGGGAAAUGUUUUAAUCAGAAAUCAGAACUUGUUAGACAUCAGAGAAUUCACACAGGAGAGAGGGCAUUUUCAUGUUCAGAAUGUGGGAAAUGUUUUAAUCAGAAAUCAGAACUUGUUAGACAUCAGAGAGUUCACACAGGAGAGAGGCCAUUUUCAUGUUCAGAAUGUGAGAAAUGUUUUAAGAAUAAAUCAGCUCUUGUUAUACAUCAGAGAAUUCACACAGGGGAGAAUCCAUUUUCAUGUUUAGAAUGUGGGAAAUGUUUUAAGCAGAUAUCAUGUUUUUCUGGACAUCAGAGAAUUCACACAGGGGAGAAGCCAUUUUCAUGUUCAGAAUGUGGGAAAUGUUUUAAGGAUAAAUCAGGUCUUGUUAUACAUCAGCGAAAUCACACAGGGAAGCCAUUUUCAUGUUCAGAAUGUGGGAAAUGUUUUAAGGAUAAAUCAGGUCUUGUUAUACAUCAGCGAAAUCACACAGGGAAGCCAUUUUCAUGUUCAGAAUGUGGGAAAUGUUUUAAGGAUAAAUCAGGUCUUGUUGUACAUCAGAGAAUUCACACACGGGAGAAGCCAUUUUCAUGUUCAGAAUGUGGGAAAUGUUUUAACCGUAAAUCAAAUCUGAAUGCACAUCAGAAAAUUCACACAGGGGAGAAGCCAUUUUCAUGUUCAGAAUGUGGGAAAUGUUUCAACCGUAAAUCAUAUCUUGUUAAACAUCAAAAAACCCACAUAUCAGAGAAGCAAUCUUCAUGCUUAGCCCGUUAGUGACCUCCCAUAUCUGGUUUUAUGGUGGUCACUAACUGGCUUUAUUCCGUCAGAUACUCCUUUUUACAGGGAGAUAAACAGCGCCUUGCUUUCAGUUACCAGAGGUAGCUGAGGGCUUGGAGCGAUGAUUGGGACCGCUGUGAGAGCUCCCCAAACAAACAUAAUCUCCUGUAUUGAAUGAAUAUUGGUAAUCAAAGGACAGA
Molecule: messenger RNA, 1979 nt
Organism: Bufo bufo (common toad)
Lineage: Eukaryota; Metazoa; Chordata; Amphibia; Anura; Bufonidae
Product: oocyte zinc finger protein XlCOF7.1-like
Exons: 4
Coding region: 19-1776 (585 amino acids)
Source: RefSeq, a predicted model, not a curated record